CUGGCCUUGAAAAAAGUUUCGAGCCACCUCUACUCCUUCAUCGCUUCGUGCAUUCGUGCGGCGGCCAUGAAGGAUCGCCUGCGACCGUAUCGAAACAUCAUCGCUUUCUGGAUCUUGGGUCUUUUGAAUAACUUCCUCUAUGUCGUGAUGAACGCUGGCGCCGAAAACAUCAACGAGGCUGGAAUCGCUUUGGUCUACUUGGUCAACGUUCUGCCAACGUUGCUGGUGAAGUUGACUGGUCCGUACUGGUUCCACUACGUCAGCUACAGGUGUCGAAUCAACUUUAACUCUGCAUUGAUGGCCCUGUGUCUGGUGAUCGUAGCUUGGGGUCAGAGCACUGGUGUGAAAUUGCUGGGAGUGGCCAUUUGUUCCUUGGCCUCGGGGAUCGGUGAGGCGUCGCUGUUAGCCAUGGCCAGCUUCUACGAAGCCAAGCCCUGCCUGGCGGCCUGGUCCUCGGGCACCGGCUUCGCCGGCAUCGCGGGGUACGCCUGGGCGCUGGCCUUUGGCGCGGCGGACACGUGCUUCCAGGUGCAGCUCAUGGUUGCGCUGUGGAUUCCCAUUGCCUGGUCCCUGACCUUCUUCUACAUCCUGGGACCGCCCUGGAUCGACAAGGAACGUGGGGCAGAUAAGAUUGUGGCCUGUGACGACGGCGAGAUCUCCAGCUCCGAAUCUGUCGCCUCGGACAUGGGCUCCGACACCACGGAACACAGCGCUUCGGAGCUGGUCACGGCGCAGCUCAGCAGCAAGGAGCGCUUUUGCUUCAUCCUGGGUCUUUGGCCUUACAUGGUCCCAUUGUUCUUGGUCUAUACCGCAGAAUACACGAUUCAAGCGGGCUUUUGGGCUGCCAUGGGUUUUCCAGUGACCAACCGCGCUUCACGACAUGCCUGGUAUAAGUGGGCGAACUUCACUUAUCAAAUUGGUGUGUUCAUCUCAAGGACCUCUUUUGUCCUCAUUUGCAAGAAUCGGAAGCUUCUGUGGUUGGGAGGAGUUCUGCAACUUCUCAUGGUGGGUUUCUUUGCUGCGGCUGCAACGAAGCCUUUCGGCAGCUGGUGGCUGCUGGCCCCUGCCCUCUUCGUGGGCUUUCUGGGUGGCGGUGUUUACGUGGGAGCCUACUCCUUGAUCGCCCAGGAGCAAGAUCCUGCAUAUGUGGAGCUGGCAUUGUCGAGUGCCUCUGUUGCUGAUACCUUCGGCAUCAUUGUGGCUGAUAUUCUGGGAUUGAUCGUGCAAGGCUGUGUCUUUGGACAUAUGGAGGUGCUGGAUACCUCUCCUGAUUUCAAGUGUGGCUACGACGAGAUUUGGAGUCACUUGAACCGCACCUUGGCUUCAAUGGCCUCCAGAAUGCCUCCAGAAUUGGUUCAAGAUGGCAUACACCGAACAAAAACACCAUACAUCCAGAGAAUCGGCUCUCUCAAAGUUGUCUCACUUGCUGACUUGUCCGAUAGUGAAAAAACAUGUUCAAUCUGUAUAGCAGCAUCCAGCAUCACAUAGCCACUGCAGAACUUAUUUCAGGCACUGUUGCUACACAGCACUAUGCAGCCCAUUGUUUCCCGGGAGUUCGUGGAUGAUGUUUCCAUGGGAGGUAACCUGCAGCGGGGGCGCUGCCGAAAUCGUCCCUCACACCUUGGGGCAACGGCCAAGAAAAGGUGUGCUGUACCAGGUUGUACGAUGUUG
Cladocopium goreaui is the source of this 1671-nucleotide messenger RNA. The record is from the annotation of a GenBank genome assembly. NCBI's taxonomy places the organism in Eukaryota, Dinophyceae, Suessiales, Symbiodiniaceae.